AGCCAGCCCUGUCCUCUGCUUGCCCACUCAGCAGCGGCUCCCCGGAGUUGUUUGUCCAGAUUGGAACCUCAGUUGAUUCCUCUUCCAGAAUCCACGCCACCGAGAUCCCUGAACAGGAGCCACCAUGCAGUGCUUCAACUUCCUUAAGACCAUGAUGAUCCUCUUCAACUUGCUCAUCUUUCUGUGUGGUGUGGCCUUGCUGGCUGUGGGCAUCUGGGUAUCGGUGGAUGGGUCCUCCUUCCUGAAGAUCUUCGGGCCGCUGUCAUCCAGUGCCAUGCAGUUUGUCAACGUGGGCUACUUCCUCAUCGCGGCUGGCGCCGUGCUCCUGGCUCUCGGGUUCCUGGGCUGCUACGGUGCUCAGACGGAGAGCAAGUGUGUCCUCAUGAUGUUCUUCUCCAUUCUCCUCCUCAUCUUCAUCGCUGAAGUCGCAGCUGCUGUGGUCGCCUUGGUCUACACCACGAUGGCUGAGGAAUUCCUGACGUUGCUGGUAGUGCCUGCCAUCAAGAAAGACUAUGGUCAGCAGUCCGACUUCUCCCAAGUGUGGAAUACCACCAUGGAAGGGCUCAAGUGCUGUGGCUUCAAAAACUACACGGACUUUGAAGACUCGCCCUACUUCAAAGAAUACCAUGUCUUUCCCCCUUACUGUUGCAAUGGCAACAGCACAGCCAGUGUGCCCUGCACCAGGGAGAAGGCCGAGGCCGAUCACGUGGAGGGUUGCUUUAAACAGCUUCUUCAUGACAUCAGAACCAAUGCGGUCACCGUGGGUGGUGUGGCGGCCGGAAUUGGAGGCCUGGAGCUGGCUGCCAUGAUCGUGUCCAUGUAUCUGUACUGCAAUAUGGACUGAGCCUGCUUCUGCUGCUGUCUUGUGGCCAUUGGAAAGAGGCCCUCAGGCACUGCCAAGCAAGGGUGGGGCCAGACCUCACACUUAGCUGGGCCACAGAGGACCCAGCCUUGCUGCUCUGAAUUUGGGACUCAAUCGGCACCACUCCUUUCAGACCGUCUCUGACUGUUCCUUCCAUUGGUAGGUCGGGGUCCACCUCUCCCGGAACCUCUAAAUCACCCAGUUCUCCUGCUGUUCCCCUACUCUGUUCCUUAGACCCUUGGCACACGCCCCCUCUGGGUAGGGGGACCUCUUGGUGAUCCCAGAAUAUUCCUGGGGGAUGAGAGAAGGUGCCCCAUCACCCAGGCGUAUGUGAAAUCAGCUGAGCCAGCCAGUGGUUGUGUGGGACUUCAGGAUUUAUAAAACAAUUAAAAUAUUUCUAUUUGAA
This is a messenger RNA of Echinops telfairi (small Madagascar hedgehog), 1268 nucleotides long. It is a transcript of the gene TSPAN1, whose product is annotated as tetraspanin 1. NCBI's taxonomy places the organism in Eukaryota, Metazoa, Chordata, Mammalia, Afrosoricida, Tenrecidae. The transcript is spliced from 8 exons. Gene Ontology annotation, cellular component: membrane. The coding region runs from base 125 to 844 and encodes 239 amino acids. The record is from RefSeq and is a predicted model, not a curated record.